AUGAAAGUCACCUUCAGAUUAUCCACAGAAACUUCAUACACAGUGACAGUCCCUGAUAAUUCGACGGUGGAAGAUUUGCGUAACUCUGCCAAGGUUGGAUGUCCGCCCUCAGCGAAGUUACCAGUGGACUUCAAGCUUAUCUAUAAUGGUGAGAAGCUUGUGCCAUACUACAACACACUAGAGUCAUUCCGGAUCACGCCAGACGUGGAAAACAUAACAGUGAUCCUCAUGAGCGAUGGCUCCGAUACGCCUAUUGCGUCGCCAAAGCUUGCUCCUCAGACUCUGGUGUCCGUGCCCAAGAAGAAGGUUAAGAAGAAUAGAUGUCUGUUCAAGAGCUGCACUUCUGCACCACUUCGCAUGGUGGGUGAUUGUGGCCACUGUCAUGGCAAGUUCUGUGCCAAGCACCGUCUCUUGGAAGAUCAUUUGUGCACCGGGUUGCAAUUCUGCAAGGAGAGUGCCCAUGAGCGCAAUGCAAUGAAGCUCCAGAGCGAGAGCACUAUAGCUUCUCGUGUUUAG
Sungouiella intermedia is the source of this 516-nucleotide messenger RNA. The record is from the annotation of a GenBank genome assembly. NCBI's taxonomy places the organism in Eukaryota, Fungi, Ascomycota, Pichiomycetes, Serinales, Metschnikowiaceae.